GCCGCGCCGUUACUCAGCACAACCGGCACCCCUCCCCCCCGCCGGCCCGGCGUUGGAGCGGCGGCGGUUGGGAAAGUGCCGAGCGGAGCGCCGGGUGCAGACUAGAAGAUGAAUAAUCUUUCCUUUAGUGAACUGUGUUGCCUGUUCUGUUGUCCGCCAUGCCCAGGGAAAAUUGCUUCCAAAUUGGCAUUCUUACCUCCUGAUCCCACGUAUACACUGAUGUGUGAUGAGAGUGGUAGUCGCUGGACUUUACAUCUCUCAGAGCGAGCAGACUGGCAAUAUUCUUCUAGAGAAAAAGAUGCCAUUGAGUGCUUCAUGACUAGAACAAGUAAAGGUAACAGGAUUGCCUGUAUGUUUGUGCGUUGCUCGCCUAACGCCAAGUACACUUUGCUCUUCUCACAUGGAAAUGCUGUUGACCUAGGUCAGAUGAGCAGCUUUUACAUAGGACUGGGUUCACGGAUUAAUUGCAACAUAUUCUCAUAUGAUUAUUCUGGAUAUGGUGCAAGUUCUGGGAAGCCAACAGAGAAGAAUCUGUAUGCUGACAUUGAUGCUGCUUGGGUGGCUCUUAGGACAAGGUACGGAAUCCGCCCUGAAAAUGUGAUUAUAUACGGCCAGAGUAUAGGAACAGUACCAUCUGUGGAUCUUGCUGCUAGGUAUGAAAGUGCUGCUGUAAUUCUUCAUUCUCCACUGACCUCAGGAAUGCGAGUAGCUUUUCCUGAUACGAAGAAGACCUAUUGCUUUGAUGCAUUCCCAAACAUUGACAAAAUUUCUAAAAUAACAUCUCCUGUGUUAAUAAUCCAUGGGACUGAAGAUGAAGUAAUUGACUUUUCACAUGGCCUAGCAUUAUUUGAGCGUUGCCAGAGACCUGUAGAACCGCUGUGGGUAGAAGGAGCAGGCCAUAAUGAUGUGGAACUCUAUGGACAGUACCUUGAAAGAUUAAAACAGUUUGUGUCACAGGAACUGGUGAACUUGUAAUUUUCUUUGUAUAUUUACAUGCUUUUUCAUUUCACUGCAGAACUGCACGCCUUGAUAAAUACAUAACAUAAAACCUGAAGGUUGUGUUUUCAAAUCAUCUUGGUUGCCUUCAUUAAAUGUACAGGUAAUGAUUUGUCAACAUAAUUAAUGAAGGUUUUAACACCAGUAUUAUAAACUGGAAUUACAUGAUCAUGCAGUCAAGCUUGGCAGUUCAUAUUACUUUGUGUGAGGUUUUUUCUUUUUAGAUGUACAAAAAAAAAAUCACAAGGAGUACUGUAUGAAAUUUUAAUUAUAUAAAAUCAAAUGCUGUAAAAGUGUUGCCAAAUGCUUUAGCAUAUCAAAAACAAGUUUAUAAAUAUUUUUUAAACAUCUCGAAAUGUACUGUGACUUACUCUGUUGCACAGGUGUAAAUUAAAAACCAGAGUUCUAAGCAGUUGUUCUGUAAAAAUGUAAUAGCCAUGAAAUUUGAGCAAAUACUAAUGUAUGUAAUAAGAAUAGACAGUCACUGGAAAUGACUCAUGCCCUGUUAUAGGGGGAGGGGGUCAAAAUAGAUCUCUUUUUCCAUCUUUUUCAUAUCUUUUGUGCUUAGUUUUACUUCAAAUGUUAUGUUCUUGUGUUGUCCCUUACCUUUCAGGUUAAACAAAUUUUCACACUCAUCUUCUCUGCAGUCCUAAUCUUGCCAAAAUAAUGCUGCAAGUUGUUAUUGUUGUAACAUAAGUAUCAUUCACAUGAUUGCUACUGAGGCCACUAAGUACUUCUUUGAAACCAGUAAGACUUUUAGAACCUAGAAGGCUUUGUGGACAAUGUAGUUUUAAACAUUGAUUGCGUAGAGAUGCAAUAUGUCAUUAGAAAGAACCCGGAAGUUUAUCCAACUUUGUAAUAAUCAAUUUGCAAGUUUGCAGUUGUCUGAUCAGGCUUACUUUUGGAUGUUUAGUGUAAAAGCUUAUUGUUUUUUGAGUAUUGUAUGGAAAUUUUACUAAUUGC
Molecule: messenger RNA, 1959 nt
Organism: Gymnogyps californianus (California condor)
Lineage: Eukaryota; Metazoa; Chordata; Aves; Accipitriformes; Cathartidae
Gene: ABHD17B
Product: abhydrolase domain containing 17B, depalmitoylase
Exons: 4
Coding region: 109-975 (288 amino acids)
Biological process (GO): proteolysis; protein depalmitoylation
Cellular component (GO): plasma membrane; endosome membrane
Molecular function (GO): palmitoyl-(protein) hydrolase activity; serine-type peptidase activity
Source: RefSeq, a predicted model, not a curated record